UUGAGGGACCUUCGGUGUACCUUUUCCUUUCUCCUCCUCGAGAAUCCCCAAAUCUCGCUCGCUAUUCACGCGACCACGCAAACCGACCUUCCUCCGUCGCUCGGCCAGCGGCCGGCGCCGGCGCGCGGGGUCCACCUGAGGCGGCCAUCCCCUUCCCAGGCUCUCAAGCCAGGAAUCCGCUCGCCGUGCGACUUAGGCGGAGUUACGAGAGGGCGCUCCCUGCCGUCGCGAACCACCAUCGCCGGCGCGGGCGGCGCCGAAGGGGGCCGCGGCCAAGACGGCGGCCGAUCAGCUUGAGAGAUUGUUGUCAUGGCAGCGAAACAAUCUGGUGACUACUCGGCCGCGAAAGGUGAUGCGCAUUGUUAUCAACUCUUGGUCGAGGUUCAUGCCCCAUUACAUCCCUGAUGAUGUGAUGUUCAACAUCCUGUCAUGGCUGCCAUCCAAGUCUCUCAUCCGAUUUAAGUCUGUGUGCAAGGCUUGGCAUGCCAUGAUAUCCAGCCCGUGUUUCACUGAUGCUCACCUUGAGUGUUCCAAGAGAAACCCAUCGAUACUCAUGGUCCCUGGUGCUUAUGAGAAGCAGGAGGACGGUGAGAAUAUCGCCUUCAUGAUGGUCCUCUAUAAGUACCAUGGAGGUAAAACAAUGGAACUGGUCCAUAUGCAGAACUUUCCGCUAGGCAUUGGUGUAUGGACUCGCCCUGUGCACUGUAAUGGUUUACUCCUCAUUCCCACCAUGAACCUCGAAAUGAUGAUCUGUAACCCUUCAACAAGACAGAUUGUUUUCCUACCAAAAGUCAGUGGCAACAUUUGCACAGGCACAAGGGCUGGAUUUGGGUUUGAUCCUCACAGCAACAAAUACAAGGUGGCUAGAUCUUUCUAUCAAAGGGAUAGUGAAACACAAGAAUUAGUCUGCAAGUUUGAAGUGCUUACUCUGGGCACUAAUGCAUGGAGGCAAACUGAAGAUCCACCAUAUCCAAUUGAUGCUUUAACUCCAGUCCAUGUGAAAGGCGCCAUCUACUGGAUAGUGUGUAGUUCACUUUGCCCAGAUCCACCUAAUGCAUUCCUCCGAUUCUGUUUGACUGAUGAGAAGUUCAGUUUGUUUCCGUGUCCUCCAUCCAAUGUAAAGUCUGUCCGUUUCACAGAGGUGGAGGGUGAACUGUGUUGUGCUUGCUUUUUCAGUGAGACGCUAGCGCUGGAGAUUUGGAACUGCAGUGGUGGGCAGAACCUUGAAUGGACUCGACGCUAUGUUAUACAGAUUCCACCUGAUGUUGUUAUGAAGUACCCUGUAGAAAGACCCCCUUUAAUUGUUUUUCGUGAAAAAAUGUUGCUGCUGGCAUUCAAAAAGGUCUACAGGUAUGAUAUCGAAACCUGUAGAAUAGUAGAAUUAGCUUCAAAGGUUUCAGACUUCACCUGCUAUGAACCAUAUUUGGAGAAGGAAGCAAGGGAUUUGCAUCUAUUUAAUUAUGCUGAGAGUCUAGUUCCAAUUAGAGAAUUUUGAGAAGUUACUUCUGUCUGUUAGUGUGAGCUUCUCCACAACUUGUAAUGAUCCAAGGUAGGGAGAAGUUUGUUUUUUUUGGUUGCAAGUGUCAGCCAAGGUUCAUUUUCAUUGAAUUCAUCUGUGCUACUAUUUUACUGUAACAAUCAAUUUUUCUUUCUAGCGGUAUUGACCAUGAAACGCAAUAAGUAUCAUGUGAAUUGUCCUCAGUUAUGUUGCUCAGAA
Molecule: messenger RNA, 1717 nt
Organism: Oryza sativa Japonica Group (Japanese rice)
Lineage: Eukaryota; Viridiplantae; Streptophyta; Magnoliopsida; Poales; Poaceae
Product: F-box only protein 8
Molecular function (GO): protein binding
Source: RefSeq, a predicted model, not a curated record